UGAAGGACUGGGCCACCCGCAUUGUAAAACAAGGUAGUUCGCCAUUCCUCGUCUCGUUUCACACCCCGGGCACCGCUUAGCGUUGCGCGCUACGCCCGAUUGGUGCGAGGCGCUGUCGCUCAUGUCGAGCUGAGGAGAAUUGAAAGCGGUGCCAGACAUUCCUGCCCUUUAUCACCCCAGCUGUGCGCUGUUCCCUUCGUUUUCCAUUUGCACUCAUCAGCACCACACCAACAGUCUACUGGACCCUCGCCAUCCGUAGUGCCAGCCCGUUGACCGCUGCACGUCAUGGCGUACAACCAGCAAAACUAUGGGGAUGCCCAUAACAACGAAUACACUCCCGGCAGGCACGACGAGGACGAGGUCGGUCGCUCUCUCCUGCACGAGAAUGCGGCAGGCACCAAUCACGACCCCUUCUACGGCCACCCUGAGAACCGCCCACACUCAACCUACAGCCUGACAGAGACAUACGCGACCGACCGCCCGACACAGCACCCAGCCGAGGCGCACGGCGGGUCCGAUGUCUACUCAGCGACUGGCGGCUAUGAGCCUGCUGCUGACUUUGGCGCUCCCAACCGUGCGCCCUCCCCAUACCAGAGGAGCGAGACCAGCUCAACCGAGGCCUGGCGACAGCGCCAGCAGCCCGGAGGUGCGGUCGCCGCUGCUGGCGGUCUCAAGCGUGGUAUGACGCGCAAGGUCAAGCUCGUUCAGGGCUCCGUCUUGUCCGCAGACUACCCCGUGCCCUCUGCUAUCCAGAACGCCAUCCAGGCCAAGUACCGCAACGAUCUCGAGAGCGGCAGCGAGGAGUUCACACACAUGCGCUACACCGCCGCGACAUGUGACCCCAACGACUUCACCCUGAAAAACGGCUACAAUCUGCGCCCGGCCAUGUACAAUCGUCACACCGAGCUUUUGAUUGCUGUGACAUAUUACAACGAAGACAAGGUCCUCACCGCCCGUACUCUGCACGGUGUCAUGCAGAACAUCCGUGACAUUGUCAACCUCAAGAAGUCCGAGUUCUGGAACAAGGGAGGCCCAGCCUGGCAGAAGAUUGUCGUCUGCUUGGUUUUCGACGGUAUCGACCCCUGCGACAAGGGCACACUUGAUUUGCUUGCUACCGUUGGUAUCUACCAGGAUGGUGUCAUGAAGAAGGACAUCGACGGCAACGAGACCGUUGCUCACAUUUUCGAAUACACCACCCAGCUGUCCGUCACACCCAACCAGCAGUUGAUCCGUCCCCACGACGAUAGCGCCAGCACGCUCCCUCCCGUCCAGAUGAUGUUCUGCCUGAAGCAGAAGAACACGAAGAAGAUCAACUCCCACAGAUGGCUGUUCACUGCCAUUGGUCGCAUUCUGAACCCUGAAGUCUGCAUCCUGCUCGACGCUGGUACCAAGCCCGGCCCCAAGUCCCUCCUCGCUCUUUGGGAGGCUUUCUACAACGACAAGGACCUUGGUGGUGCUUGUGGUGAAAUUCAUGCAAUGCUUGGCAAGGGCUGGAAGAACCUGCUCAACCCGCUCGUUGCGUCCCAGAACUUCGAGUACAAGAUCAGUAAUAUUCUCGACAAGCCACUGGAAUCGUCUUUCGGAUAUGUUUCUGUCUUGCCCGGUGCUUUCUCUGCCUACCGCUACCGCGCCAUCAUGGGACGUCCGCUCGAGCAGUACUUCCACGGUGACCACACCCUGGCCAAGAUUCUCGGAAAGAAGGGUAUCGAGGGCAUGAACAUUUUCAAGAAGAACAUGUUCUUGGCUGAAGAUCGUAUUCUCUGUUUCGAGCUGGUCGCCAAGGCUGGUUCUAAGUGGCAUCUUACCUACGUGAAGGCCUCCAAGGGUGAGACUGACGUGCCCGAAGGCGUUGCUGAAUUCAUCGGACAGCGUCGUCGUUGGUUGAACGGUUCCUUCGCUGCCGGUAUCUACUCACUUCUCCACUUCGGCCGCAUGUACAAGUCUGGCCACAACUUCGUCCGCAUGUUCUUCCUCCACAUCCAGAUGAUCUACACCAUCUGUAACACCAUCCUUGCUUGGUUCUCCAUGGCUUCCUUCUAUCUCACUACCAUUGUCAUUAUGUCUCUCGUCGGUACGAAGACGGACUCACGAAGCGCCUGGCCUUUCGGAAACCAAGUCACUCCCAUCUUCAACGUCGUCGUCACCUACAUCUACCUGGCUUUCCUCGGUCUUCAGUUCAUUCUGGCCUUCGGUAACCGUCCCAAGGGUUCCGUUUGGUCUUACCUGAUCUCGUUUUCCGUCUUCGCCUUGAUUCAGUUCUACAUUGUCAUCCUGUCCAUCUAUCUUGUCGUCCAGGCCUUCACGAGCCCGACAUCGCAGAAACUCGACACGUCGUCCGCAUCCGCAUUCGCCGACUCAUUCUUCUCGUCAAGUGGUGUCGGUAUCAUUAUCAUUGCGCUCGCGGCUACCUUCGGUCUCUACUACGUCGCCUCGUUCAUGUACAUGGACCCAUGGCACAUGUUCACCUCGUUCCCUCAGUACCUCCUGAUCAUGUCUUCCUACGUCAACAUUCUCAACGUCUACGCGUUUUCCAACUGGCACGAUGUCUCUUGGGGUACCAAGGGUUCCGACAAGGCUGAGGCUCUUCCCUCCGCGAAGACAGAGAAGGGUGCGGAUGGAAAGACAACGGUAAUUGAAGAACCGGAUCUUCCGCAGGCCGAUAUCGACUCUCAGUUCGAGGCCACCGUAAAGCGUGCUCUUGCACCUUACGUUCCUCCUGUUGAGGAUAACGAAAAGACCCUGGAAGAUUCGUACAAGGCUUUCCGUACUCACCUAUGUACGCUCUGGAUCGGUUCCAACGUUCUGCUCGCUGUCAUCGUCACCCAGGACAGUUUUGAUCGUUUCGGUUUCUCAUCGUCCGCUACCACUCGUACUGCCCACUUCUUCCAGGCCCUCCUGUGGGCGACCGCUGGUCUGGCUGUAGUCCGUUUCCUCGGAUGUAUGUGGUUCCUCGGGCGCACCGGAAUCUUUGCCUGCGUACGCCGCAGAUAGAGACAAUCGGGGCCAUUUUGAAGUUCUUGGCGUCGUUGCGGACAUUUUCUGGAUUGUCCGAGCUUCUCCGGGACCAAGUUACGACCACCUUGCGC
Molecule: messenger RNA, 3086 nt
Organism: Didymella exigua CBS 183.55
Lineage: Eukaryota; Fungi; Ascomycota; Dothideomycetes; Pleosporales; Didymellaceae
Product: glycosyltransferase family 2 protein
Exons: 4
Coding region: 286-2991 (901 amino acids)
Cellular component (GO): cell septum; cell periphery
Molecular function (GO): chitin synthase activity
Source: RefSeq, a predicted model, not a curated record